This is a messenger RNA of Colletotrichum spaethianum, 1389 nucleotides long. Its product is annotated as aspyridones efflux protein apdF. Gene Ontology annotation, cellular component: fungal-type vacuole membrane. The coding region runs from base 1 to 1389 and encodes 462 amino acids. Gene Ontology annotation, molecular function: transmembrane transporter activity. Gene Ontology annotation, biological process: transmembrane transport. The transcript is spliced from 2 exons. Lineage: Eukaryota; Fungi; Ascomycota; Sordariomycetes; Glomerellales; Glomerellaceae. The record is from RefSeq and is a predicted model, not a curated record.
AUGAACGAAGAGACCGAAACCAAGGAUGCGGUGAAGGAUGUCAUCGAGGAGGAGUCUUCGAGGUCCUCGACAGGUGAAGCUCGUGAAGCACGCCGACAGUCGCACACUGAAUCGGAGGACACCAAGUCACCGCCGCCAUCGCAACCAGAGAAGCAACCAGAAGAUAAAACACAGGAAGAGGUUACUCAAUCCGCAGAGGAAGAAUAUCCAGAGGGAGGCACACGAGCUUGGCUCGUAGCUGCCGGUACAGCAAGUAUUUUGUUCUGCUCCCUAGGAUACACCAACUCUUUCGGUGUCUUCCAAGCAUACUACAUGCGCAACCAACUGCAAGACCACACCCCUGAUGAGAUCUCCUGGAUUGGCUCAAUUCAGGCAUUUCUUGUGUUCGCAUCAGGAGCCAUUGGUGGCCCGAUAUUUGAUAGAUAUGGCGCCUGGAUCAUUCGUCCCGCGGCGGUUGUGUACAUUUUCUCAGUCAUGAUGACCAGUUUGUGUCACGAGUACUGGCAGUUUAUACUUGCACAAGGCGUGCUCAGCGGCAUAUCGAACGGGUUGAUUAUGUUUCCCGCGAUGGCCGCAACGCCCCAAUACUUCUUAAAGAGAAGGGGAGCAGCAAUGGGUAUUGCCAUCGCAGGUUCUUCAUUAGGCGCAGUCGUUUUUCCCAUCGUGCUCUCGGAGUUGCUGGACACUAUCGGAUUCGGCUGGUCUGUUCGAGUCUGUGGGUUCAUCAUGAUGCCGGUCCUACUCUUUUCGUCACUCACGGUCAGGGCCCGUCUCCCUCCGCGAAAGAGUCGUUUCUUCAUCUUUACAGCAUUCCAGGAACCUCUCUAUCUUUGCCUGGUCGGCGGCGUGUGCCUCAUGUUCGUCGGCAUGUUUGUCCCGCUCUUCUACUUACCAACGUUUGGUAUCGACCACGGUAUGCGCCCUGCGCUGGCUUCGUAUCUCGUCGCCAUCAUCAACGGCGCCUCGGUCCCUGGGCGCAUUGUGCCCGGGAUCCUGGGUGACAAAUUCGGUCGUAUCAACACACUAUUCACUGCAGGACUUCUCACCGCCGUAUUGAUUCUGUGUUGGCCGAAGGCUGUCACGCAAGCCAGCAUUAUCGGGUUCUCUGCGGCCUACGGCCUCACGUCAGGCGCCAUCAUCUCAGGUGGUUCAGUGGUGUUCACAUUAUGUCCGAAAACACCCAAGGAUAUUGGCACCUACAUGGGAAUGGGUAUUGCUUUUGCGUCUAUGGCCGUGUUGGUUGGGCCUCCCGUCAGCGGCGCGCUGCUGAAUCGGUAUCACGGAUAUAACCAAAUUUCUAUCUUCGGUGGUGUCGUUUGCAUGGCGGGGACUAUCCUCGCACUUUGCGCGAAGCUGUUCACGAAAGAGGGCCUCCUGGGGGUUAUUUAA